AUGGACCCGAUAACCUCGCCUCAAUCUGGAGAGGAUGGGCCAGACCUUGGCCAACGAACCGUCCGAAACCGAAAAUGCUCGCUGUACGCGUCUCGCGUCAAGCCUUUUACCGCCGAGAGUAGCAUGCCGACGGACACACCACAAAUUCCGGACGUGCCGUCGUUACCCAUGCCGUCGUUGCCCAUGUCGCCGCCUCGUUGGGAUUCCCUUGCGCAUGGACCGCACCUGUUGAAUCAAAGUAAUCCAACAGCUGCGCCAAGCACUGCGCCAAUCGUAUCACCCGAGGUCUCACCAAUCCAAUCAAUUCCCAUCUUGGCCGGCUCGGUCACAAUACCCACAACACCGAAACCUGGAAGCAUCAUCACCGGAACGUCAGAGCCACGGAGCGAAUCGCCGUCGCGUUCCCUGAAGGGAAAGACAUCACUGGCUGACAUGCGUUCAGCUGAGAGCUCUCCAGUGAUUGAAAACUUCUCCAGACCGCGAAAGCAAAGCAUUCGACAGAAUGGACCACCUGAAGCCAUGCCCGGAGCAGAGACUCUCAAGCCACCACGUUUGGCAAACCUGGCAGCACCUGGAAGCCGUGCGUAUGACUUGUCCAACCCCCUACCGCAAACGCCACCCUGGCAAAGGCCACCGCGGCGUCCUUCAGAGUCAUCUGUCAAAUCGACUUGUGUACUCGCCUCCCCUUUGCCUCACCAAGCCGUCGAUUACGGGGAGCCAAGGUCCCACCGUGCCCGGAAUGUCACUGGCCCACCGGCGCUUGCGCCUUCUCGGGCACCAUGGCUCGGUGGGGAUGAGCUGCGCUGCAGCUUCAGAUCCCAGCUCACUGCUUCAACUACCCCUGGCACUGCAGUUACAGAACGCAGCAGCGUUCUCACAAAGGGCAGCUCUGUCACCUCUCUCGAAAAUCCCGACGAACCCAGCUUGGAAGAUGUUAUGGGCAUGUACGAAAAGGGCUUCGCUGACGACGAGGACGAUGACAACAACGAUGGCAAUUUCGAGAGGCACCAGAGCGAGCCCGACAUGAGCACGAGGCCAAUACCUGCCGUCUUAGAACCAGAAAUGCGACUAUCCCCAACUGCUUGCGAUUUCCCCCCCGACGCCGAAAUUAGGCAGUCCAAGAUGAUUUUUACCAGCUCGGCUUUUACAUCCUCAGUCGCUGCCAUUAGCGGCGGCAAGGCCGACGUGGAUGCGACAGAAAAGCGUGAUUCCGCAAAGUCACUGGACUCUGAGCCUUCUGCUGCAUCAAGUCCUGUUGCUCCCAUUGACAGGGGGUCGCAGCCGACCAUUUUAACCCGUUCCUCUCCUUCGCCAACUCCGUCACCUACCGCCACGGCUGCGUCCCCUGCAUUCGCAUCCAUUGCCGUUGAACCCGAGGAUCCCGGGUCGAGAGAUCGGUAUGGUUUUAAAAAGGCCAAUCAGUCAGUCACGAGGGAGCAGUAUGAUUCAUGGAACCAAGAAUAUUCAGUGUACCUCGCCCGUCGUCGACGGAAAUGGGUGGGCUAUCUCAAGGAUUGCGCUCUGAUGACAGAAAGACCUAAUCGAUUCCCAUCGCCCUGCGCCAAGACGAAGCGAUUCGUACGGAAAGGCAUUCCGCCCGAUUGGCGGGGCGCCGCGUGGUUUUAUUACGCCGGAGGUCCUGCCAUCCUUGCUAAGCACUCUGGCCUGUACGAGAAGCUCCUUCACAAGCAGGCCAAGCUGGAUGACAUUGAAGCCAUCGAGCGGGAUUUGCACCGAACGUUUCCAGACAAUAUUCAGUUCAAGCCUUCCACGUACGUGGAACCCUCCCCGAGCAGCAGCCGAAACAGCCAGUCAACCAUGACGAGGUCGUCCACCGAUGAUAAUGUGCCAGGCCCAUCAGCUGCGGCAUCCAAUGAGCCCCCCAUCAUCACUUCGCUCCGCCGUGUGCUGCACGCCUUCUCCGUAUACAAUCCGCGCAUCGGCUACUGCCAGAGUCUGAACUUCCUGGCUGGGCUACUGCUGCUCUUUGUGGAGACGGAGGAGCAAUGUUUUUGGCUGCUGAACGUGAUUACCAUCAUAUAUCUGCCCGGGACGCAUGACAUGAGCCUCGAGGGCUCCAAAGUGGACUUGGGCGUGUUGAUGACUGAGCUUCGGGAUAGCAUGCCCUCAGUGUGGGAGAAGAUUGGUGGCGAACUGGAGAAUCUGCCGACGGGCCGCCCUAGCACAAGCAAAUCGGUCCGGAAAGCCAGGCCCAUACUGCGAAGGCGUGAACAGGCUCCAGGCUUGUCGACGGAACGUCUGCCUCCGAUUACGCUCUGCAUGACAGCUUGGUUCAUGAGCUGCUACAUUGGCACAUUACCUAUUGAGACGACGCUGCGGGUAUGGGACGUGUUUUUCUACGAAGGCUCCAAGACGCUUUUCAGGAUUGCAUUGGCGAUUUUCAAAACGGGAGAGCACGAGAUCAAAGCCGUCCACGAUCCGAUGGAGAUGUUUGGGGUUGUGCAGGCUAUACCGCGACGCAUGAUUGACGCCAACGCUCUCAUGGAAGCAUGCUUCAAACGCCGCAAUGGCUUUGGGCACCUUACCCAGGGAGUCAUUGACGAGCGUCGGCAAGAAAGGCGUGACAGGUCCAGACAAGAGCUGGAGCGAAAAUUAUGUUCAGAAAAGACGGACCUCGACGGCAACCCUGCAGAGGCCGAGCCCGGCACAGUGUCACGAAAAGGAACACUUUUCGGCAAGAAGAAGAAGGGCGUCAUCGGCGUCAGACCAGCAGAGGUGUAA
Messenger RNA from Ustilaginoidea virens, 2742 nucleotides. RefSeq lists its product as uncharacterized. The record is from RefSeq and is a predicted model, not a curated record. The transcript is spliced from 2 exons. NCBI's taxonomy places the organism in Eukaryota, Fungi, Ascomycota, Sordariomycetes, Hypocreales, Clavicipitaceae. Bases 1 to 2742 code for a protein of 913 amino acids.